Molecule: messenger RNA, 1260 nt
Organism: Penicillium digitatum Pd1
Lineage: Eukaryota; Fungi; Ascomycota; Eurotiomycetes; Eurotiales; Aspergillaceae
Product: cytochrome P450
Molecular function (GO): monooxygenase activity; heme binding; oxidoreductase activity, acting on paired donors, with incorporation or reduction of molecular oxygen
Source: RefSeq, a predicted model, not a curated record
AUGUUCAAUGUCCGCGACCGCACCGAACACACACGCAAGCGGAAGAUAAUAUCCCAUGCCUUCUCUCCGAGGUCAGUGGCUGAAUUUGAGCCGUUUAUGGCGGAAAACCUACAACGGUGGAUCACCCAGCUGGACCGGAUUGCGGCUUCCCAGCCAUCACACAAGGGAAAGGCCUUUGCUCGAUACAACGCAAUGCCCUGGUUCAGCUACAUCGCUUUUGACAUUAUCGGAGAUCUGGCAUUUGGUUCACCGUUUGGAAUGGUGGACAAGGGCAAAGAUGAGACUGAGACCCAACUCGUGACCGGAGGACCGAUUACCUACACCCCGGCAGUCGACGUGUUAAAUAGAAGAGGCGAAGUCUCUUCAACAUUAGGCCUUCUUCCAGCACUUCGUCCAUGGGCUCGGUAUCUUCCCGAUCCAUUUUUCACCAAGGGCGUGGCGGCCGUAGAGAACCUGACGGGGAUUGCUGUCGCCGCUGUUGCGUCACGACUGGAUGCCGCGGAGAAGGGAAUGGUUGACUCGCGCAACGAUAUCCUUGCGCACUUGCUACAGGCAAAAGAUGCCAAUGGAAGGCCAAUGGAGCGGGAUGAGCUCAUAGCAGAGGCUCUGACGCAGCUUAUCGCUGGAUCCGACACAAUAUCCAACACGGCCUGCGGGAUAUUCUACUGGAUCCUGCAUGGAGAUCGAAGCGCGCCGGGCACCAUAGUUUCCCGACUACAAGAGGAGUUAGACCACGCAAUUGACCCCAAAGCAAAGAUCGCAUCUUACUCCGAAGUUAAAGAUCUCCCAUUCCUGCGAAGAUGCAUCGAUGAAGCGAUGCGACUUCAUUCCACCUCCGCGAUUGGUUUGCCACGUUUGGUCGCCGAUCACAGCCUCGGUGUUGAUUUUGAUGGCUUCCACUUCCCCCCCGGGACAGUCCUUUCAGUGCCCUCGUACACUAUUCAUCAUAUGAAGGACAUCUGGGGAGACGAUGUCGAAGAAUUCAAGCCUGACCGCUGGUUGAACCUGACUGCCCGACAGAAAACGGCAUUCAACCCAUUCUCACAUGGUCCCCGGGCAUGUGUCGGACAGAAUGUCGCCAUUAUGGAGCUGCAGCUGAUUAUUGGAACUUUGUUUCAUCGAUAUGAGUUUGCGUUGUACCAGCCCAUCAUUGAGUCACACGAAGGGUUCUCGAAGAAGCCCAAGGAGUGCCAGGCAGGUCUCAGAUUGAGAGAGAGUGAAAGUGAGAUCCCCAAAUUUGAAAUUGACACCACAAACUGA